Eublepharis macularius is the source of this 979-nucleotide messenger RNA. It is a transcript of the gene AP1S3, whose product is annotated as adaptor related protein complex 1 subunit sigma 3. Gene Ontology annotation, cellular component: membrane coat; AP-1 adaptor complex; intracellular membrane-bounded organelle. The transcript is spliced from 5 exons. The record is from RefSeq and is a predicted model, not a curated record. Gene Ontology annotation, molecular function: clathrin-cargo adaptor activity. Lineage: Eukaryota; Metazoa; Chordata; Lepidosauria; Squamata; Eublepharidae. Bases 62 to 598 code for a protein of 178 amino acids. Gene Ontology annotation, biological process: vesicle-mediated transport; intracellular protein transport.
GAACCAUGAAUUGGUUGCCCCAAGCGGAGAUGUACUAUCAGCUGGGUGAGGUGUCAUUGAAAUGGGAGUGAAUCACAUCCUUAAAUCAACAAACACCUUUGCUUGCGGCCCAGAAAGUUCAGCCCUGGAGCACAAGAUACACUUUAUACUCCUCUUCAGCCGACAAGGGAAAUUAAGACUUCAGAAGUGGUUUAUUACAUUGCCUGAGAAAGAAAAGAAAAAGAUCACCCGAGAAAUUGUGCAGAUUAUUCUUGCUCGCAGUCCCAAAAUGAGCAGUUUUGUUGACUGGAAAGACCUCAAGCUUGUUUACAAAAGGUAUGCUAGUUUAUAUUUCUGCUGUGCCACUGAAGACCAAGAUAAUGAGCUCCUGACCCUGGAGGUCGUCCAUCGUUAUGUAGAGCUGUUGGACAGAUAUUUUGGCAAUGUUUGCGAACUGGAUAUUAUCUUCAAUUUUGAAAAGGCGUACUUUAUUCUUGAUGAGUUUCUAAUGGGAGGGGAAAUUCAAGAAACUUCAAAAAAAUCUGCAGUGAAAGCCAUAGAGGAUGCAGACAUGUUACAAGAGACAAUGGAAGAAUACAUGAGCAAGCCUGCCUUUUAACUGGAACUCCCACAGGCAGGAAAAGAUGCUGCAGUCAAUGUACAUGUAAAGGCUGCUGUUUCUAGGUGCCAGAUUGUUUGAGAAACGCAAAACCCCCAAACCCUUGCAGGAGCCAAGAUGGAGAUCAGCUGCAGUAGCGCAUCUACAGAAGUGUGCGUGUAUUAUACUUUAUACUAAUUUCCUAUAAUCUAAUAUUUUUGGCUGUCUAGACUGAACAUUUGUCGUUAGGGCAUUUCUUAGCUACCCAAUUUUUCAUUCUAAGAAAUCGAAGGAUAUAUUUAUAUGACUUUUGGGUCAGUUUCUGACGAGUUCGGUAUAAUUUUGUAAAAAAAGAAGCCAUUUAUUUUCAAUGUGAUCAUUUUUCUGGACUAAUAAUAAUGA